ACUUGCGUUCUAGCUCGAAACGUAUUUUUUCGCUUACAUUAGUGUCUUUUUAAAUAUGUUUCACUUUUAAUAUACACGUUACAAUUUUUAUUUGUAUCUAUUAAACUACAAUGUCACCAGACUAGUAACCGAAAUCGUUAACAUUUUGCAAGUACUACAUUUCCCAAAAUCAUACAGUUGCUAGGAUACAGUGCAACGCAGACUCUGCUUCAGAGCUAUUUUGCUAAGGGUCUCUGUUGUUACAACUAAAUGUAAACUGCUUGCUAAAGAAAUGACAGGAUUGGGGAUUUACAAACUGGACAAUGGAGAAAGUUACCCUACACAAUGUUUCCCAAUAAGAACAUUUUUUCAUCCAAGUAAUAAAGGUGCCGGACACUGGCUUGUUGCACAUAGAAAUACAUUGGAAGAGAGGAUUUCCAAAAAGACCAAAGUUUCACAUGUUGAAGUUCACUCGGGGAAAAGACCUGAGCGUGCUGGAAACAUUUUAGAUGCAGAGCUUCUGGUCACAUUGCAUUGUGUGGAUAAGCCCUCUGACCUCUGUUCUGUCAACAUCAGUUAUCAGGGUUUGCAAAAAGCCAGACUUGAGGGUUUGGAGGAAUUUGAUAAUAUUGCUUACAUAAAUGCCUCUGAUAACCAUUUAACUUUAGAACCUUUCAGCAAGUUUCCAGCAUUAAGGGAAUUGGAGCUAUCACUAAACGGUCUUCAUACUGUGGAGAUUCAUGCUGAAGAUUUUCAGAAAUUAGAGGUGUUGGAUUUAUCCUUUAAUAGCAUAACAUGUGAAAGUAUAUUAAAUCUAGGCCUGUUGCCCCAUCUAAAAGUGCUUCAUCUAACUGGAAACCAUUUGCAGAUGCUUCCACUUGAUAUGGCCGGCCCAUGUACCUGUCCUGAAGAAAAAAGCACACACCAUCAUGUCUUGCUUUUUCAAACUCUGGAGGUGUUAGUGCUUGAGGACAACAGGUUAACCUCUCCUGGUGUCUUCAUGAGCCUUGCUAACUUAAAAAGGCUUCAACAUCUAAACCUACAAGGAAAUUUCAUCUCAGGAGUCCCAUUCUUGGAACAAAUGGCACCUUUACAAGAUGCUCAGAAAACCUUUAAACCCGAUAGCAUGAAGCAGAAAACUGGAAACACUCUCUUAUUUCAGGAUGUCACAAUGAAUGAUACCUCUGAAAGGCUAAGCCAUCAAAAAUCAACCACAGGAACAUCCAAACGAAAGGAUCAUGAAUGCCCUGAAGAUUUUGGCCAACCUUUCCCAGAACUUCGACAUCUGAAUUUGUCCAACAAUCAGAUAGCAGAGGAAGAGGCAUUGUUGCCUGUGGCAUUGUUUCCCAAACUCAAUGAACUUGUUAUUCACUCAAACCCCUUGACAACACAGAGAUGUGGUGACCCACCGAUGUUAACCAGUUUUCUGCAGGAACAGCUUGGUAUUAAGAUAAGACGCAAAAAGUCAUCUGAUCUUAAACAACGCAUUAGUCCCACCGUCAAUCCUAAACGCAAGGUAAAAACUAAAAUUCCAAGAGUGCCAGAUAAUGUAAAAGAUAGUACUCUACCCAUAGAUUAUAGAUUAAACUCCGGAUUCAGUGCCUCAUCUAAAAGAAGCAUUGAAGAGGAAGAUGAAAUUGCCUUAGGCCAUGAGCAUUUUGACAUGGCAAGCAUAGCUAGUGAGACAAAUCGAAAUGAAGAGCCGUUCUUUGUGACAGAGAUUGAUGUCCCACAUGAAUCAGAUUACCAAAAGAUACAAGAAGAUGAGAAGAGAAUGGUUAAAAAACAUAGUAAAGUAUUUCCAGAAAAACUCGCCGGUUAUGAAAUCUUAUUUGAUGAAGAAUCAGAGCCGGAAAUGCCUGAGAUUUCUGGAAUUCAACAUGCCGUCAGGACUUUGGAGCACACGCUCAAGAACCUUCUUGUAUAUAGAGAUUCUAAAGCAAAUCUUGACCGUCCCCAAAAACCAUAUAUUGAAAGAGAGAAAAAGAUUAAUAAUUUGCCACCUCUAGGACCAAAGAAGUCAAAAGGGGAUAAGGUUAAGGAAAUCCUUACUCAAAUGAAGGAGACAAAAACAACAAGCAAAGUUCCCUUAGACAAAGUCCUCAGUGGAGGGAACAAUAUUUGUAAGAAAGAUUAUGAGGAAGCAUUGACUUUGCUGAAGGACAUGCAGAGGAGAUACAAAAUGGCCCAUCGGGAAUCAAUGGAACAAGCAGCACAUCUUGAGAUUAAGGAGAUCUAAACUGAUCAAGUGUUUUGUAUUUAAAUCUACAUAUACAGAGUGCAUUUUGGAAAUGGAAAUGUUAGCACAUGUUUACAAAGAUCAGUUUAAAAUAUUGAAAAGAUGACAAAUGAAUAUUGGCCUAUGUGACUUCCUAUCGCAUUUUUACUGUCUGAUGUUUUAAGUUUGGUUCAGAAUAAAUUUUUUAUUAUGUACUGAUGUAAAUGUAUGCACUUACAUGUCUAGGGAUUUUUAUUGUUUAAACUCUGUCAAUAAUGUUUUCGUUUCAACCGCAUAAAGUGGCAUAAAAAUGG
Misgurnus anguillicaudatus (oriental weatherfish) is the source of this 2511-nucleotide messenger RNA. The record is from RefSeq and is a predicted model, not a curated record. NCBI's taxonomy places the organism in Eukaryota, Metazoa, Chordata, Actinopteri, Cypriniformes, Cobitidae.